CCGGGUCAGGCUGAGGCGCGGCGGCGCGAGGCGCUGUCAGAGCUGCUCUGCGAGUUCGGCCCAGCCCGCCCGGGGAGCGCCACCGCUGCCAUGGAGCCCCAUCGCUGGCUGCCCCUGGAGGCCAACCCCGACGUCACGAAUCAGUUCCUCAAACAGUUGGGUAUACAUCCUGACUGGCAAUUUGUAGAUGUUUAUGGUAUGGAACCAGAGCUGCUUAGCAUGGUGCCAAGACCUGUAUGCGCAGUGCUACUUCUCUUUCCAAUAACAGAAAAGUAUGAAACCUUCAGAACAGAAGAAGAAGAGAGAAUAAAAGCUAAGGGGCAAGACGUGAAAUCAUCCGUGUAUUUCAUGAAGCAGACCAUUAACAAUGCUUGUGGAACAAUUGGGCUAAUUCAUGCUAUUGCAAACAACAGAGAUAAAAUGAACUUUGAAACUAACUCUUCACUGAAGAAAUUCCUAGAAGAUUCAUUAUCUAUGACUCCUGAAGAGAGGGCCAAAUAUCUAGAAACUUACGAAGCUAUUCGUGUCACUCAUGAAUCCAGUGCCCAUGAAGGUCAGACUGAGGCACCAAGUAUAGAUGAAAAAGUAGAUCUUCACUUUAUUGCCUUAGUUAAUGUAGGUGGUCAUCUCUAUGAAUUGGAUGGGCGCAAGCCAUUUCCAAUAAACCAUGGGGAAACCAGUGACGAUUCCUUUUUAGAGGAUGCAAUAGAAGUUUGCAAGAAAUUCAUGGAACGUGACCCAGAAGAAUUAAGAUUUAAUGCAAUUGCACUGUCUGCAGCUUAAAAGCUUUUUUCAGUGAGACUAUUGCAAUGUAUUGUAACAAUAAACUGUUGCCAUAUGUUAAUAGUACAAAUUUUGAUACUUCCCUAAUGUGUUGAUUAAUUGUAGCAUACAUGGAAUAAACUUUGCAUUUGUCCUUGCUAUAUUUUGCUGCUUGUUCCUACAGCAACUUUGGGUAUUUAUAUACAAGCAUGCAUUUUGUGCAAGAUUUCUAUGUGGUGGGUUUUUUUCCCUUCCACCCCCUUAAAAUUUUCAGAAAUUACUGUCUGUGAUGUUUCAUCAUAAUAAUGAUGAGCUAGUUCAGAGUAGGAUUAUUGUUUGUAUCAUUCACAGAUAACAUUCUGAGUGGCGUAUAUGGUAUGUUAAUGGGUGAAAACUUGGAAUAUGAGGCUAUCUCCAUCUUUUAUUUGUAAUGGUGCAAGAAUAUUAUAAGAACUUCUUCAGGUGAUUCAAAUGACAAAGACAUUUUUUCAGUGCAUUAUUUAUAAAUAAAUAUAUGGAAGAAAAAAAGCAGAAAAAGGACUGUUCUUCCUGUUGGUGAGCACUAACAUUUUAAAAUUAUCUUAAUGUUUACAUUUUGAAUAAAACUUCACUUUGUUUCUCAAGCCUAAUAAUGUUAAUAAAUUGUCAAAAAGCUUUAGUUAAACCAAUGUUUGCUAUUUGUAUAUGUGGAAAAACAAUGUGGAUUUUUGCCCUGGAAAAGGCACAUUAACUAGUUCAAAUGGUAGGACUGUGGAGGGCACACACAGAUGAAUAGAGCGAUGUGAAGUAUCUCACCUAAUUGAAAUAAAUUAUAGAAAAGUAA
Messenger RNA from Lepidothrix coronata (blue-crowned manakin), 1585 nucleotides. RefSeq names its product ubiquitin C-terminal hydrolase L3 (gene UCHL3). The record is from RefSeq and is a predicted model, not a curated record. Bases 91 to 783 code for a protein of 230 amino acids. Gene Ontology annotation, cellular component: cytoplasm. Gene Ontology annotation, biological process: protein deubiquitination; ubiquitin-dependent protein catabolic process. The transcript has 9 exons. NCBI's taxonomy places the organism in Eukaryota, Metazoa, Chordata, Aves, Passeriformes, Pipridae. Gene Ontology annotation, molecular function: cysteine-type deubiquitinase activity.